Messenger RNA from Radiomyces spectabilis, 604 nucleotides. RefSeq names its product Oligosaccharyltransferase subunit Ribophorin II-domain-containing protein. NCBI's taxonomy places the organism in Eukaryota, Fungi, Mucoromycota, Mucoromycetes, Mucorales, Radiomycetaceae. The coding region runs from base 25 to 474 and encodes 149 amino acids. The transcript is spliced from 2 exons. Gene Ontology annotation, cellular component: oligosaccharyltransferase complex; membrane. Gene Ontology annotation, biological process: protein N-linked glycosylation. The record is from RefSeq and is a predicted model, not a curated record.
CGUACAGACACUGGACCAUUCCUCAUGGCACGUACAUUUCUAGCUGCGAGUGCGUUCUUCUCUCUACUGGUUGCCGCAUGGGCUGCCGGUGAGGAUGAUGUGUUUGCUAUCCAGCCCGAGAUCCAUCAUGUUUUCAGAGACGCUACCAAUACGCCGCCUGCUUGGUUUUCUCAAACCUUCACUGUCAUCUCAUUGUCUCCUUGGCUCAUCCUUUUGGCGGGUUGGUUCUCGGUGGGUGUGACACCGUCCAAGGUCGUUCAUCGUCUAACCGCGGGGUCAGCCGUCCGAACUUUGUCCAUUAUUGCUUUCAUUGGCACGUUGGUCGCCACUGAAUAUUUAUUCUAUCUCUACUGGACUCAGCUUAACCUAUUCCAAACCCUUGGUUACCUCGUUGUCCUGACCAUCAUUCUUUUUGCCACCGGCCGAUAUGCGUUAUCUCAAGUGCAAUCUUUGAGAUCGACGGCGACAAAGUAACCUUAUUUCCCUCACGAUAGAAGAAACCCCGAAUUGUUUUUCUUUUUCUCAUCCUGUUUAUCAUUCUAAUGAUCAUUUCUUAUAUUGAUGGGACGAUCGCUAUAAAUGGUGGCUUUAUAUUUCCCAGAGA